GUUGUCAUGGCAACGUUUACAAUGGCGAUUUUACAGUCAAUCACAUUUUCAGCAUGUGUUCAUCGACAAGUAAAACCAUAUCAUGUAUUUGCUGUGUUUAGAAUUUUGAAAUUUUUAUGUGGCUUACAGAGGUUUUUGGCGAGAGUUUCUCUGCCAAGUUUGCAGCGAUUCGCGUAUGGAACAGAGUCAUUUAAGGAUGAAGAUUAUGAUGGGCCCUCAGCCGCACCAGAUGUGCCCCACCAAAUCUAUAAGGGAAUGCUCGCGAAACAAGUCAAAGCUGUAAAAACCUUUUCCUUUGGCACUAGUUUAAUAGGCAUUGGUAUGCAACCUAUUCUUUAUGAGCAUAUGUCUGCACCAGAAAGCAGUUUACCUCUAAUGGUUGCACUUUAUUCAGCUGUUGGAAUAUUCACUUUUGUUACUCCAUUUCUCAUUCACUUUGUUACGAAAAAAUAUGUCACUGACAUAACUUUUGAUCCAGCAACAGAGCAAUAUCAAGCAUCAGUUUACAAAUUUUUGCCAACAAAAAGAAAGAUCAACUUCAAACUGGAAGAUAUAUCAGUACCUGAUGUUCCUGGAGCGUUCACUACACUUUGUGUGAAAAAUAUCCCAUUAUUAUGCAGCCCAAGUGACUUCCUAUACCCAGAACAUUACAUCAAAUUCAUGGGUUAUGACAAACCUGUAGAUUAUCAGUUGAGUACUCCAAAGGAACAAAACAAUGGCAACACUAAAUCUUAAGAUCUAUGGAGGUGCUUCAUGUAAGUGUAAUAAUAAAUUUGUUGCAAGUAAAGAAACAGAACCAUAA
Daphnia carinata is the source of this 802-nucleotide messenger RNA. RefSeq names its product transmembrane protein 70 homolog, mitochondrial-like. Gene Ontology annotation, biological process: mitochondrial proton-transporting ATP synthase complex assembly. The transcript is spliced from 3 exons. Gene Ontology annotation, cellular component: mitochondrial membrane. Bases 7 to 735 code for a protein of 242 amino acids. Lineage: Eukaryota; Metazoa; Arthropoda; Branchiopoda; Diplostraca; Daphniidae. The record is from RefSeq and is a predicted model, not a curated record.